AUGUCACACAACCCAUUUGAGUAUGUUUCAGAUGACGACUUAUUUGAUGAUAUAGACACAGUACAUCCAACAACAUCAAAUGUGGAAUACAACCAAGGCUACCGCCACCCCCAAGUACCACCAAUUGAAAGAACACCUUCACUUAGUGACAAAAGUCUGUUUCAGGCCAACUCACGUCAAUUAAAUGCUCACAAGGAAGAAGGGUACAGACAUACUACCAACUCCUCAUUCGGUACAGUUGUCAAUGAAAACUACCAUGAAAAAUACAAUGUUCCUGAUGAUGAUGAUGAUGAUGAUGAUAUGUUUGACUACGAAGUCCCCAAAGAGGAGAAAACGGUUUCUUUCAAUAACGAUUUGAAAUAUCCUCCACUUGCAUACAAUCCUGGCUUGGAUAAUCCAUUUUAUGAAAACUAUGAAGAUUAUGGCACAGACCAUGACCGUUUAGUUUAUAAUAUGAAUCAUCCAUCCUUUUCAACCGGUGAAGAUUACCUUAUAAAUCCACUUGUCGAUACAGAAUAUGAAGACGAUGAGGAUUUUGACAUUUAUGGUGAUGAUGAUAGUUUGUUCUCGGGAGUCGAUGGUGAUAUCUUGAGAAGAAACACCACCAUAAAUAGAGGAAGAGUUGGUAACUCCAUCAAAAAGACUAAAAGUCGAGGAUCCACCAUUACUUUUGACGAUGACGACAAGAGUUCCAAUCUAAAGUAUACAAAGACAAUAAAGAAGGCGAGGCUCAUCAAUGGUAACUACAUCAUAGACGCCCCAGCUCCAAAAGCUCUUCUCGACACAUAUUGCAAGAAGGUUGGUGAUAUCGGAAGAGAAAUGUCCUUUUUAAGGUAUACCGCUGCCACUUGCGGGCCCUCAAAUUACAUCAAGUACAAGUACAAUCUACGUCAAGUACUUUAUGAGCCUCGUCGAGAGACCGAAAUAAUGGUUUGUAUCACCAUGUACAAUGAAGAUGAAAUACUUUUGGCGAGAACAUUGAAGGGAAUUUUUGACAAUAUAGAAGAUUUAAGGAAAAGAUCUGACCCAGCUUGGGGUGAUGAUUCGUGGAAAAAAGUUGUUGUUUGUAUUGUCAGUGAUGGACGCAUUCAUUUGAACAAAAGAACUCAAAUUCUUUUAUCAGCACUUGGAUUGUUUCAAGAUGGGUAUGCGAAAUCCAAAAUUAACGACAAACCAGUGAAAGCACAUAUUUAUGAAUACACCUCCACGGUUGGGAUUGAUACCAUCAACGAUCAUGUUCAUUUGACCCCCAAUUCAAUGCCAGUGCAAUUCUUGUUUUGUCUCAAGGAGAAAAACUCACGAAAGAUUAACUCUCAUCGUUGGUGUUUCCAAGCAUUUGCACCAAUUUUGAACCCAAAAGUGGUGAUGCUAUUGGAUUGCGGUACCAAACCAUCCAAGGAUGCAUUCUUUUAUCUCUGGCGAGCAUUCAAAGAUCCAAAUGUUGCCGGUGCUUGUGGUGAAAUGAGGGCAUCAUUGGGAACUGGUAAACGAUUAUUGGCAAAUCCGUUGGUUGCUGCUCAAAACUUUGAAUACAAAAUUUCCAAUAUUUUGGACAAACCAAUGGAGAGUGUGUUUGGGUUUAUCUCGGUGUUGCCGGGAGCUUUCAGUGCUUAUAGAUAUGAAGCUCUAUUGAAUGUCAACGGGAAAGGACCACUAGAGAAAUACUUCAAAGGAGAAUAUUUGGACUUAAAUAGUCAAGUGAAUGACCCUGAAGAUGAUGAAAAAGAGAUUAAGGAACGAAAUUUUCAAGAAGCUGGAAUUUUCACAUCAAAUAUGUAUUUAGCCGAGGAUAGAAUUUUGUGUUUUGAAUUGGUUGCCAAACAAAAUCACAAGUACAUGUUGCGGUAUGUCAAGGAGGCAAAAGCAGAAACCGAUGUUCCUGAAAGCAUUGAUGAGUUUGUUUUGCAAAGAAGAAGAUGGUUAAAUGGAUCGCUAUUUGCCGCGGCAUAUGCAGUCUUCCACUGGACUAAACUUUGGCGUUCAAAUCAUUCGCUUUUACGAAAAUUGUUCUUACAGUUGGAGUUUUAUUAUCAAUUGGUUACACUUUUAGUUUCUUGGUUUUCAUUAGCAUCAUUUUUCCUUGUUUUCAGAAUAUUGACUGCUAAUUUGGGUGCUAAAGAUAUGCAUUUCGAAACAGGUAAAUAUUUGGCAAUAAUUUUCUUAUGGAUUUACGUUGGAUCAAUUGUGUGUACUUUUGUUUUGGCUUUUGGGAACACGCCUCGUGGUACUAGGAAAUUUUACCAAGUGAUUGCUUAUCUUUUCGCAAUCAUGAUGGCGUAUUUGAUUUUUGCUGCUAUUUUUCUUGCUGUUCAUACGGCUCAAGCAAUCAUCAAGGACCACAAGGAUGAUUUCACAGCGUCAAUGGUGUUUACCAAUACCAAAUUUAGAGAUUUAGUGGUGUCGGUGGUGUCAACAUACACAUUGUACUUUGUCGGUGCUUUCAUUUAUGGGGAGCCAAGUUUUAUGUUUACAUCAUUUGUUCAAUAUGUUUUGUUAUCUCCCACUUACGUUAACGUGCUCAACAUUUAUUCAUUUUGCAAUAUUCAUGAUGUUUCAUGGGGUACAAAGGGGGUUGAGCGAGCAAAAGAUUUAGGAUCGGCAAAAUCAAUGGGUGAGGAUAAGGAUAAUAUUUUGUUAAUUGCUCCUGAUACUAAUGAAGGACUCAGUGAUACCUAUUUGGAUAAAGUGGAGCAACUUAGAAGUAUGCCUCCAGAAGAAGUAGACAUUGUCAAGUCAAGACUGAUUAAAGAUGACUCAUACUAUGCGUUUGUUCGUACAAUUACCGUCUUGGUGUGGAUGCUCACAAAUGCCAUAUUAAUUGCCAUUGUUCUAGAUGCAGCUGGAGUUGGAUUACUCACCAAUAAAUCUUCAACCAACUCUGAUGGUUCUAUUUCAGGUAAUUCAGAAGUGUUCUUAACCAUCAUUUUGUGGAUUGUUGCUGGAAUGGCUGUUUUCAGAUUUGUUGGUGCUAUUAUAUACCUAAUUUUGAAAGAGUUUAGACCAUUGAAAUGGAAAUUGAGAGCCCUGAGGGAAAACAAACGAAUGAGAAGUCAGGAAUGA
Molecule: messenger RNA, 3060 nt
Organism: Lodderomyces orthopsilosis Co 90-125
Lineage: Eukaryota; Fungi; Ascomycota; Pichiomycetes; Serinales; Debaryomycetaceae
Gene: CHS8
Product: Chs8p
Exons: 1
Coding region: 1-3060 (1019 amino acids)
Cellular component (GO): cell periphery; cell septum
Molecular function (GO): chitin synthase activity
Source: RefSeq, a predicted model, not a curated record